Molecule: messenger RNA, 1365 nt
Organism: Rotaria socialis
Lineage: Eukaryota; Metazoa; Rotifera; Eurotatoria; Philodinida; Philodinidae
Source: the annotation of a GenBank genome assembly
AUGCCUGAUCCAGCAGCUGCUGUUUACAUCUAUACAAUGGAAUGGCCUGAUACUACUUUGUAUCGUGUAUUAAAUAGAGCGCUACGAUCCGAAAAACGACAAGAAGUUAAGGUAUGGCUUCCAUAUCUAAAGUUAUUUGAUGCAGCAUUGAAUAAAUUACCUGCUGUGAAAGAGGCAGUAUGGAGAGGUGCACCACUUGAUAUUGGCAAGAACUUCACCAAAAAUCAAAUUGUAACAUGUUAUAAACGGAAAAUAGUUUCUGGAUAUACAGAAUUUGAAGCAGAAGAUGAAGUUAUUUUACGAAUGGGUUCACAAUUUUGCGUGAAGAGUGAUCCAUUAGAACAAUCUAACGGUUCAUACCUUGUGCAUUUAAUUGAAAUUAAUAAAGACUUAGAUCAACCAUUAGCAUCAGCUAUGAAUGACAUAAAAUUGGCAGCAGUAGUAGUACAACCAUCAAUUAAAACUACAUUAAGUGAUCACAAUCAUAGUUCUAAUCCUGAUGAAGUAACUGUUACGCUGCUACGAGGCAAAAUGAAAGAAAGAAUACUUGCUGAAACCACCUCUAUAACCAAAAUAUAUGAUGAAGAAAUUGUGAAAGCGAAUAUUUCAAAAGGAGCAACAGCUUUUAUACCAACUGUAGUUGAAUUUAGGUCAAAUAUGAGUAAAGCAAGCCGAAAGAAAACACCUGUAAUUCCAUCGAAUUUUAUGUUUGAAAUUCCUGAUUUAUAUCAAUCAACAUUAACAGAAAAACGUUUUUUAUUGAUAGAUAUUUUCCUUAAACGAGGUCAAGAUCGUAUUUUAAUUUUUGCGAGUGAUCAACAAUUAAAGCUACUAUACGAAAGUAGUACAAUUUUUAUGGACGGAACCUUUGAUAUUGCACCUGCUCCUUUUAAACAAGUUUACUUGAUACAUGGCGAAAAAUUUGGUCAAGGAUUACCCGUUGCAUUUUGUCUCUUGUCAAAUAAACGUGGUAGAACAUACCUGGAAUUAUUUGAACGACUAAAGGAACAGGCUAUUUUUUUGAAAACCAAAUUUGAUCCAAAACGUAUCAUUACAGAUUUUGAACCUUGUUUGUUACCAGUUAUACAACAAGAAUUUCCAUUUGCUAUUCACUCUGGCUGUAUGUUUCAUUUUAACCAAGCAGUUCACCGAAAAAUCACUGAUCUAGGUUUAGCAAGUGAUUAUCUACAUAAUGAAGCCAUUCGUAAUCAAUAUCGACAAAUCAUGGCUUUAAGUCUUAUGCCGAUAGAGCAAGUGCAUAGUCAGUUUCAACGUCUGGAAACAAUUACAUCUGCAGCAUUAAGUGAUUUAUUAUUAUACUUUAAAAAUCAAUGGGUACAUGGCGUUGUUCCGAUUUCAAUGUGA